Molecule: messenger RNA, 2780 nt
Organism: Varanus komodoensis (Komodo dragon)
Lineage: Eukaryota; Metazoa; Chordata; Lepidosauria; Squamata; Varanidae
Gene: REN
Product: renin
Exons: 9
Coding region: 111-1304 (397 amino acids)
Biological process (GO): angiotensin maturation
Molecular function (GO): aspartic-type endopeptidase activity
Source: RefSeq, a predicted model, not a curated record
CAGGCUCAGAAAGUUUCCCUAUAAAAACUCAGUGGACUUGGCCUCUCUUUUUAUGCAAGAAGAAAACACAGCUCCAGAAGGAAGCUCCCCAUACCAAAAGCAGAGGUACAAUGCAGCAGUACUGGGCCUUUGCAGCGGUUAUCUGUUUCUUGUGUUUUUCCAGUGAUGCCUUCCAAAGGAUUUCCCUCAAAAAAAUGCCCUCAAUCCGAGAAACUCUGCAGGGGAUGGGCCUGAAGGUGUCCGACGUCCUCACUUCCUUGCAGCAUGGCACCUACUAUCUUGGUGAAGGGACCCAUAACAGAACAGCACCAACCAUCCUCACAAACUACCUGGAUAUGCAGUAUUACGGUGAAAUCAGCAUUGGCACCCCAGCUCAGAUCUUCAAAGUCGUCUUUGACACAGGUUCAGCCAACCUUUGGGUGCCAUCCCACCAAUGCUCGCCGCUAUUCAGUGCCUGCAUUUCCCACAACCGCUAUGACUCCUCCAAAUCAAGCACAUACAAGCCAAACGGAACGGAAAUUGUGGUCCAGUAUGCCCAAGGAUACAUUAAGGGUUUCCUUAGCCAAGACAUUGUCAGAGUAGCUGAGAUUCCUAUUGUCCAGGUGUUUACAGAAGCCACAGUACUAAGUACCAAACCUUUCAUCUAUGCCAUGUUUGAUGGGGUACUUGGGAUGGGGUAUCCCAGCCAGGCCAUCGACGGUGUUAUGCCAGUGUUCGAUAAGAUAAUAUCGGAAAAGGUCUUGACAGCAAAAGUCUUCUCUGUUUACUACAGCAGAAAUGCUGAGUUGAACAUGGGUGGAGAGAUUAUCUUGGGAGGCAGUGACCCAUCUUACUACAUCGGUGACUUUCACUAUGUCAGCAUUAGCAGGGAAGGCUAUUGGCACAUUGGUCUUAAAGGGGUAUCUGUAGGGAGUGAGAUGCUGUUCUGUCAUGAAGGCUGCACAGCUGCUAUUGAUACAGGGGCUUCCUUUAUCACUGGCCCAGCCAGUUCAGUGGCUGUUCUGAUGAGAGCCAUAGGGGCUACUCUGGUUGAAGAAAAAGAUUAUGUCAUUGAAUGUAAGAAAAUCCAUUUGCUGCCUGAUAUCUCCUUCCAUCUUGGAGACAGAGCCUACACACUCAGCGGUUCUGCCUAUGUGCUCCAGCAUGCAAGCUAUGGGAAAGAGCUCUGCGUCGUGGCCUUCUCCGCGCUUGACAUCCCUCCUCCCCUGGGUCCUCUCUGGCUUCUGGGUGCUACUUUCAUUGGGCAGUACUACACCGAAUUUGAUCGGCAGAACAACCGGAUCGGCUUUGCCACAGCUCUCUGACACCAUGAGAGUCCUAUUUUGCAGAAGGGACUACUGAAACUGUGAAAGAGAAUGGCUUAAUAAUAUAUUGUUUUCAAAGCAGAAAGUACUUGUGUCUACAUAUAUGCAAAACUCACAUUUUUCUGUUGCAUCAACAUGGGCUAUACAGCAGUGAUCACUUCUUCAGUCCAAUAAACCUUGGACUUCCAUCUCCUCUUCAUAUAUCGUCCACUGAAGCUGGAGAGUUGAAAGUUUGAGAUUUCCAUUUUAAAACCAAGAUACUUAUCUUUCCAUCUUAAAUGAUCUUCUAUAAAGUAGAUUGUUUUCAUUGAAGAAUUUAUCUGUGUAACACAGAAAAUGGCUAUCUUUUGUGGUUACUUGCUUCCUUUCACUUUUGAGGGUUGUGACAUCCAUGCAAAAAGGGAUGUUCCAGACUUGGCAAGUCUCCCCCAUUUUCAGCUGAAGUAUGACCAAGCAAAAUAUUGUGUUAAAAGCUAAUGAAUCAAGGUGAGAAAGGGAGUUUUGAAAGAUGUGAAAGAAAUCUUAUCUAUAUUACAUAUUUAAACAGGUUUGAAACACAUUUUCUUUAUCAUAAUGAUCUAGGUUUUACCCGAAUUCACACAGUCUUGUGAAGGCAUAGACAACAGAGAUUGGCUUUUACAGCACUUUAUUUUUAGAAUCCAUUGAAUUGGAAGCACAAAAGGACAGAGUGCCCCAAACCUAAGAAGAAUAGGACUUAUUCUUAUUUAACACCCAUAUUCUCAUCUGGUGCAGUUUUCAAUUAAUAUUUAAAUCUGCAAGCUAGCCUUCCAAAAUUUGGGACCCUCCAUAUGCACUUGACUACAGUUUCCAUGAUCUCCUCCCAUUGGUUAUUCUGGCUGUGGAUUAUGGAUGGUGCAAUCCAACACAUCUGGAGGACAUGGAAUUAAGGAAGGCUUUUGGAAUAGAGUAUUACUGAGUCACUCAGUACAGUUGUCUGAUAAAAUCUGGAUAACAUCUACAAGUCCUAGCAAUCUUGGUCAGGGUUAAUGGGAGUUCAGCAACAUCUGGAACAUCACAGGAUUCCCUCCUCUCCUCAAAUUUUGCACUUCUGUAACUUGUCUGUCUUCCAUCAUGGCUCUAGAUGCAGUUUCGAGAUUAUUGCCCACCUAAGCAUUAGCUAGCCUCAGACCUGCUUAGAUUUAGCAGGUGGUUAAACCAUGCAUCUGCAAACUAUGCCCCAAGAAAAUUUUUAACAUCCAACAAUGUGCUAAACUGUGGGGAUGCCAAGUUAGGGUGGCAUUAACUUCCUGUAAAUGUCAGAAUCAAGUCUUCCAUUUAUCAGAAUAACCAUGGUAUUCAUCCAUUUCUUCCUUCCAUGAUUCUGUCUCUGCAAUUCUGAAGUAAGGAAUGGGCAAGGCAAAGAGCAACUGAGUGUGCAUCACUUUUGCAUCUAAAGAACUGAAUGUCUUCUUGUAGUCUUACAUACUGAACAGGAAUAAAAUUAGGUGCAAACUA